Messenger RNA from Alternaria burnsii, 1560 nucleotides. Its product is annotated as sulfite mitochondrial precursor. The transcript is spliced from 3 exons. Gene Ontology annotation, cellular component: mitochondrion. NCBI's taxonomy places the organism in Eukaryota, Fungi, Ascomycota, Dothideomycetes, Pleosporales, Pleosporaceae. Bases 1 to 1560 code for a protein of 519 amino acids. Gene Ontology annotation, molecular function: oxidoreductase activity; molybdenum ion binding. The record is from RefSeq and is a predicted model, not a curated record.
AUGGCGCCCGCCGAACCAAACGCAAAGCCUUUUGAGCUUUUGACCACUGAAGAGCCGGAUUUCCCGGAAGAGCGAGAAGGAUGGAAAGGAUAUAUCGAGUGGGAGCGAUACCCAGAAAAGAAGAAGAAGGCGGCAGAAAUUUUAGCGAAAUAUGACUUUCCUGUACCUCCCGAGUUCCAGAUGAAGCCGUUACCCGACACCAAUCCAGUCUUAGAGGGCGUGCGAUGGAAACACUACCACUACGCUUUGGGUAAAACGACCAAGGAUCUUCCAGCCAUUUCAUGGGAGUACGUCAAGAAAGAGAAGAGCGAUGACAUGAUUCAUGUCCUGCAAUUCCCUUACAACGGAGAGCCGCAACGAAAGCGCCUGGUCGAGAAUGAGAUUACUUCCAACAAAGACCACUUUAUUCGGAACCAUGGAGGUGUUCCUGAGAUUGAUCCAGAGAAGUACUUCUUUGAGGUCGAAGGUCUCGUCAACACGCCAAAGAAGAUCACCUUGAAAGAGCUUCAAGAUGAGAGCAAGUUCCCGCGUAUGGAGACUUGCGUUACUCUGCAGUGCAGUGGUACCCGGCGUAUCGAACAAAUUCACGACUACCCAGGAGACGGAGAUGAACUCAUCAACGCGCCUUGGGGAGAAGGCGCCAUCGGAACUGCCCGUUACGUAGGCGUCAGUCUCAAGAAGGUUCUCAAGUACUGUGGGCUGAAGCCGGAAGGAAAGCACGUGGAGUUCUUUGGCGCCGAUACCUACUUCAAGAAGGGCCAGGUGUACAACUACGCUGUUUCGGUGCCGACUCGCAAGGUGAAGGUCAACGAAGUUAUGCUCGCUUGGGAGAUGAACGGGGAGCCACUGCCGGCCAUCCAUGGUUUCCCACUCCGCGUUGUCGUGAUGGGCUACAUCGGUGCCAGGAGCUGCAAAUGGCUAACCCGCAUCAAUGUCAUCGAUGCACCUUCCAUGGCUCCUGUGCAGAUGAAGGAGUACCUAUACUACACCCCACAGAACGGCAAGCAGAACGUCACGUACAGUAACGGUUUCAGCAUCCAAACUAUGCCUGUUGCUAGUGCAAUCAUGACGCCUGUCGACAAGGACGUUAUUGUUCAUGAUGGAAAGAUCCGUAUGACCGGUUGGGCAUACAGCGGCAGUGGUUGGCCCGAACGAGUCGAAGUCAGUAAUGACGGAGGCGGCGUGUGGUAUGAAGUACCAUACGAGAACUUGAGCAAGAAGUACUACCACGCCUGGCGCACAUGGUGGAUCGACAUCCCCGUCGAUGCGGAAGGAUGGCUCGAGUUCUGCGUUCGUUGCUGGGAUGAUGCUUUGAACACACAACCAACCUUUGUGCGGAGCGCAUGGAACUGGGAUCUUCACGUAACAUCGUCUUGCCACCGUGUAAAGCUUUACAGUGUCAACACGACCAAGCCGGCUACUCAGAAACGUCUCAAGCAACUUGAAGAUCACGGAGCUUCACUAUUGCCCAUCACGAGACCUUUACCAUUUGACCUCCAGUCGGAUGAAGAAUACCUGGAGGAGAUGAAGAAGAUGGGAGGUCGUGAUCCGGAAGAGUAA